AUGAAGCCGCACUUCAGCAUCGCCGCCGCCAAGGGACUGCUGGAGAGGUGCGGGAUCCGUGGUGGGCACCAAGGGAGCGGGCGGCGGGUCCGGUGGGUCCGGGCGCGGAUCUGCUGGCGCUGUGCUCGCAGGGAUAGUCGGUGUUCCUGGAGGGGUUCCUGCUCGGGACGGGUUCUCCCAGCACCCAGGAUCCCAGUGGGAGAUGGGGGCAGCCACCUGUUUCACCCCACACUGGUGUUGUUGAAGCCGUCCUUCAUGCUAACACCAUCACGGGGAGGAUGCAGUGAGUGCCUGGUUCUCCCGAUGCUGUCCUAUCACAGGGACAGAGUGCUACUUGAGGGGAACCUAUGUCUGCAGGAUGAACUCCAGCAGCAACUGAGAGACAAAUCCAAAAAAAAAAAAAGCCAAGGGAUGUGGGAGAAAGGUAUGCUCAGGCAGCUUUUUGGGAGUGCUGUGCCUGCUUUCCCUCCAAAGUUUAAUCUGGCAAUGACCAAGUCAAUGGCAGAUGAGAGACAGUCUCAGCUGGAGCAGUACCUUCAGAAUGUUACUUUGGAUUUAAAUAUUACCAAUAGCAAUGUCCUCAUAGAUUUUUCUUUUUUUGGAAAGCUACAGCAGGAUACAUUUAAAAUCCAAACCCAGAGAGCCUUUGGUUUUUACCUUGCUGAUGACAGCAAUAUUAGACUUGAUAUCCAGACACUGGACACUGCAGAGGGAAUAUUGGAGUUAGUAAUGUUGUGCAAGAUGUGAAGUGCAUUACUAAAAUAUUUUAGCUUGUUUUUCCUUCAGUAUCAUGAUGACAGUUCUCUCUGUUAAGUUUUACAAGUGGCGAAAAAAGUGGCAGACUUUGAACUUCCUUAUUUGAGUCUUCAGAGCAUGAAGGAGUUGCACUGUAAGCUUGAGAUCAGAAAGUGGUGAGCAAGAAGAUCCUUCUUGAUAAUACUGCUGAUGGAUUGUAGAGCUUCACUGAACUUGCUACAUACGCAGGCAAUCCAGGAAGUUGAGAGGAAUUGGCUUAAACCCACAGAAGAGCAGAUGCAGGAACUUGAAUUUCUACAAAAAAUGCAAACAAAGUAAAGUUCUGUAUUUUUGGUGCAGUUCCUGGAGCAGAUUGGAGAAAUGCAGUUCUAUGGAUAUAUACCAGAUCCUUGUAUUUGUGACUAACCAGAAGGCUGCUCAGCUGACAUCCAUGUUGGCAAUGAUAAGAUCAACUGUUGCAUUACACUGCCUACUAACCAAACAGAGGUCAGCUUUAAAAUCAACAGGUUAAGAAGUUGGGAGUUUACUUUUCAUGAUGGCAAAGAAGACACACUGAAGCUUAGAUUUGAGUACAAUGACUCAGGCACACGGCAGUGGAUAAUUUUGUACACAAAACAGGCCUUUGUGCUCUGUAGCUACUUGAAGGAAAUGGCAUCAGAACAGAUGAUGAAAGCAGCCAAAGGCCAAGAAAUGAAGAUCAAGAUUCCUGAAUCAAUGAAACAUAGAAAUAAGAAAUCCAGUAUCCAACAAAAGCAGCGAGAAGAGAAAUUAGUAGUUCAGUCAGGUUUUAUAUCAAGGAAAAGAUUUGUGGUUAGGCCAAAUGAAGGAGACUGCGUGUGGAAAUAA
Myiozetetes cayanensis is the source of this 1602-nucleotide messenger RNA. It is a transcript of the gene SNX31, whose product is annotated as sorting nexin 31. The record is from RefSeq and is a predicted model, not a curated record. Gene Ontology annotation, molecular function: phosphatidylinositol binding. Gene Ontology annotation, biological process: intracellular protein transport. Gene Ontology annotation, cellular component: early endosome. NCBI's taxonomy places the organism in Eukaryota, Metazoa, Chordata, Aves, Passeriformes, Tyrannidae.